GGGGUGGACGUGGGCCGGGUUCGGGACAGGCUGUUACAGACUCCGCAGGGCCCAGCCCCGGAGGCAGAAGAGCCGGGGCCGGGUCGGGCCGGGGCGCUGCCGGGGGAGGGCCUCGGAGGCGCGGCAGGGCUACCCUGUCUCUUUAAGUACAGCCUUGCGGCGUUUUCUGCCUUCCCCCUGAAGGGCAGGCCCCGGCAGGGAGUCGGAAACCCGCCCGGCCGAGCGAUCUAGCCCCGGCUAUGGAGGUGCUGGGGGCCCUGCUCCUCCUUUUGCUCUCGCUUUGCCUCCUGGCCUUCGGUCUUUACUGCUGCUACGUGAGAGCCAUCCACGCGAAGUACGAUCAUAUCCCCGGCGCCCCGAGAGCGAGCUUUUUACUGGGACACCUGCCAAUCAUCUGGAGAAUGCUAAAGAAAAAUGAGCUGGUGCAUGAUCUCUUUAUACAAUGGGCAGAGGAGUACGGCCCCAUUAUGCGUUUUAAUGCCUUUCACAGAGUCUCACUAAUGGUUCUAAGUCCUGAAGGAGUAAAGGAGUUCCUGAUGAUACCACAGUACCCGAAGGAUCAAAUAACAUAUAGCAAACUCUAUGCUAUAUUUGGCAUGAGAUUUUUAGGGAAUGGCUUAGUGACUGAUCUUAACCAUGAUCAUUGGUACAAGCAACGGAGAAUUAUGGAUCCAGCUUUCAGCCGAAUCUACCUGAUUGGUUUGAUGGAAACCUUUAAUGAAAAAGCAGAGGAGCUGAUGAAUAAGCUAGAGGAAAAAGCCGAUGGAAAAACUGAACUGGACAUCAUGAGCAUGAUGAGCCGAGUGACUCUGGAUGUUAUUGCAAAGGUGGCCUUUGGCCUAGAAUUAAACACGCUGCAUGAUGACCAGACGCCUUUCCCACAUGCUGUGUCCAUGGUCAUGAAAGGAAUGAGCGAGAUGCGUGUUCCUCUUGUGCAGUAUAUGCCAGGAAAACAAAAAUUGAUAAAGGAGAUCCAGGAAAGUGUGAGACUGCUGCGCCGUGUGGGAAAGGAAUGCAUUGAGCAGAGGCGAGAGGCCAUCCAGAAUGGGGAGGAAGUCCCACGAGAUAUUCUUACUCAGAUCCUGAAAGGGGAUGCAGCUCAGGAGGAAACUAGAGAUGAUGAAAAUAUUCUCGAUAACUUUGUCACUUUCUUCAUUGCUGGUCAUGAGACAACUUCUAAUCAGUUAUCAUUUACAAUAAUGGAACUGGGGCGGCAACCUGAAAUACUAGAAAGACUUCAUGCUGAAGUGGAUGAGGUUAUUGGAGCCAAGAGGGACAUUGACUAUGAAGAUCUUGGGAAGCUCGAGUACUUGUCACAGGUUCUCAAAGAAUCCCUCCGAUUAUACCCUCCCGUUCCAGGAACCAUACGUUGGACAGGAAAGGAAAAUGUCAUUGAAAGCAUCAGAAUUCCAGCAAAUACUUCUCUAAUUUUCAGCACAUAUAUCAUGGGAAGGCUGGAAAAGUUUUUCAAGGACCCACUGACCUUUAAUCCUGACCGAUUUAACAAAGAUGCACCAAAGCCAUAUUUUACCUAUUUUCCAUUUUCUUUGGGACCCCGUUCCUGUAUUGGACAGAUAUUUUCACAGAUGGAGGCUAAAGUGGUGAUGGCAAAACUGCUUCAGAGGUUUGAAUUUCAGCUGGUGCCAGGGCAGAGCUUUAAAAUUUUGGAUACAGGAACCCUUAAACCAAAAGACGGCGUAGUGUGCAUAUUGAAACCACGGAUCAUUACAAAAGGGUCCCAAAAAUAAUGGGAGUGGGGAGCAAUGGAGUCAAAUGGUGGUGGAGUUUCCCCUCAGAUUUUAGAGAUAUUUGGAGUCACUUUUGAGGGGUACUAUAUAGAAAAUGUUGUUAACUCACCCCGUAAUUACUGUGGAGAAGUUCAGGAGUUUCAGUGUGGCUGUUUAUUUGAAUCUUGGUGAUCUGGAAGCUUUGCAAAAAGCAGACUUUUCAUCAGGUACUGCCUGGUUCUCAUCAGACUUGGGAAAAUCACAAGAAUAUCAUCUCUCACUCUGCUAAGUGUGAUAACAAACAAACCUAAAGCCAAAUCCCGGUCCAGAUUUUUCCCUGAUUUCAGUGGGACCAUUGGACAUACGUUCAGAAGCAACUGAGCACUUAAACAACGAAUCAAACACUUGGUUGAAUUGUACAGCAGUUUUGGUUUGAAUUUGGGGGUGAAAGUUUGGGUCCAUUCUUAUUGCACCCAGAUCAUUUCCCCCGUCAGUGCUCUAAACUGCAAUAGUGCAUGUUAUUCUUACUGUGAAUAUGAUUCAACAUAUGAAAGCUAAUGGCAGGGGAGGGGAUCAGAGGCUACGUCUAUUGUCUAUCCUACAGCUGUGCAAAUACUGGAUUUUCUGAUUCAUUGGUAAUUCCAAAAUAGAUUUAAAACAUUGUUUCAGAAUGAUCAAAAAAUGAAUUUAAAAAAUUUUUUUUGGCAACUCAAAAAAGUUAAAAAAAAAAUUGGAUUGAACAAAAUGUUUUGAUUUCAAGCCUUUUUUAAUGUUUUUAAUUGUUUGGUUUUUAAUACAAUUAAGGUCAAUUUCUAAAUGAAAAGUUGUUUUGAAUCAAAACAUUGAAAUAUUUUGUUUUGAGAAUUUCAAUGAAGCAUUUCAGUUUUUUGCAAACUUUCUUUUUAGGGUUUUUACAGUCAAAGUAAUUGGAUAAAACCACCAUGAAUUUGUAAAACAUUUUAAAUUUUGCCCAUAUAUAGUUUUUCCUCCUUUCUUUAUCUGUCUCUCACUCUGUCUUUCACACUGUCCUUCUCUCUAAUCCCAGUCCAUGUUGCUCAGUGAACACACACUGGAAGCAAAAGUUGUGCUGUGUCUUUGCAUUUACCCUGUACUACUUUUACCGUUGACGUUAGCUGGAUCCUAAUAUGACAGUGCUCCACGCUUGACGAAGCACUCAGCUGGAUUAGCCUAUCUCAAUUAAGGGAAGAACUACUUGGGAAAACGCUACUGUUUAGAAAUAGAUGGUAAUUAAUAGAUGAUGGGGAACAUGACCCUGUCUUGGAUAAAAGGGAGUUCAGGAUAAUUGGAGCUGAACUGUGUUUCUUAUCACUUCCAAUUAAGAUGGGCAGAAGACAGGCUGUGACAUGGUACAGCAUCCAUCUGUUCCUGUAGGGCCAGAUUGUAAUGCCCUUACACUGAAUUCCCAUUGACUUCAGUGGUACUGCUCAUGGACUAAGGUACUAUUGAGCAUAAAUAAGGGCAUGAUAAUCUGGCCUAUCACAUGGAUGCUAUCACUUUGACAGCAUUACUGUCUUUGGUAAUGUCCUACGGUACACAUGCUGUCAGGUAUAAGGCCCUGCAGCUGCACUUGCUUGGUCUCCUGCCAGCUUAAUGAGCACAGCUGGGAUGCAUCAACUAGACCACCUGACGGAUUGCCUCACCUGGUUGGCUGAGGAAGCUAGCAGUCUUGCUCUUAAGCCCAACAGCAGCAAUUCACUGGCUGCUCAAUGCAUAUGACUGUGGUUACACUCUGUUUCUGUGCUCAACUUGCUCCAAGCCCUGCUUCUGCAUUGCUCCUCCCUGACUAUCCUGUUACACCCAAAUAAAGGGACUCUAACUUUCUCUCCAAGUACGUUGCUUGAGGUUAAUAUGGGACUGAGACAGAUGCCUUUUUGCUUGAAGGCCAGCUGGGGACAUUGCAGAGGUCUGGAUGCCCUAUCCGGGGUGAGGGCUGUUGUGAUAACUGGGCCUACAAAAAUACCCUAAUGGUGACCUCAACUGUGAAAAGUGAAUAACAGUUCAUAGAAGUGACGCAAUAGCCUAUAAUAACAAGUGUUGAUGGGAAAAGGUGAAAAAGAUGGAAUUAGUCCAAACAAAAAGGCCUAGUAAUAUACUUCAAGAACUGCGUUAAGAUCAUGCCUGGUAAACAAGAACAGUGUGAGACUGGAAAUCAAUGAACCAAAAUUGGUGUGUUGGAAAUUAGGCCUAAUUUGUGGACAAAAUAUGAGGGGAUGGGCUAUUCUGCAUACUGCUCCCCUUUUCAGAUCCUCAAAAAGAGACUUUGAGCAGGAACGGCUGCUGGCUGACUGAAAGACAAGAGAAGGAACGAGCUUCACCUUCACAGUUGCCACCUCAACCAACUCCUGGGCCAGGAACUGUCUCUAUUCUAAUCCUGAAAGAUGUCUUGAGCAGACUGGGCCAGAGAGAGUGAACCAGUGGACAUCACAAGUUUCAGUUAAAUCCCAUAUGCCACCUAGGAAGUGAGACUUUGACUGACAAAUAUACACCUAUGUGUGUUUCUUACCCACCUUCAACAACAGCUGGAGCCAAUUUCAAAUAACUUCUUCUCUUUCCCCAAAAAGGACAUUUUUUACCAUCUUUGAUACCAUCUAAGACUGUGGUUUUUCAACCUUUUUUCUUUUGCAGACCUCUAAAAAAUUUUGAAUGGAGGUGCGGACCAAUUUGGAAAUCUUAGACAUGGUCUGCAGACCCACCAGGGGAUCCACAGGUUGAAAACCACUGUUUUAUGGUAACAACAACCUUUCCCAGCCGCUUAGACAUAGUUUGUGGACCCCAGAUUGAAACCACUGAUCUAAGAGACUGUCAAACAAGGGAGGGGGUUCCUUUGAAAAGGAAACAAGGGAUGUUAUUAAAAUGAAAGCCUUACUUAAUACUUUUCAAAUGCUUUAACUGUUUUUCCUUCUUUUCUGUAUGUUUAAUUAAAGACUAAAAUUAUGUUUAAUGAUGAUGUGUUUUCCAUGGUACUUGUAGUCCAUAGGGCUAGCUUGCUAUAUUAUAUAACCUGUCUUUAUUGACUGGUUUGAUUAGAUUAUUUUGGCUUAUAUUUUUGUAUUGAAUAAUUUUAGUAAAUAUUACAUCAUUAUAUUUGGCUGUAAUGCAGGAACCUACAGGCCUGUAUCCUGUAUUAUUAGCUAGAGCAAAUUUGCAUGAGUGUUUGUAACCUGUGGCAUAGAUAAAUGGCCUACCGGUUAUCCUUUUAGACUUUGGGGAACUGAAUGUGUUUACCAAUUCUGGGACAUACUAAUAACCAUACGGUUCACAAGAACAUGGAAGUAACGGUUCAGGCCAAAGGUAACAGGGUAUCAGAUAAUUGGCAUUAAUAUGUAAGAAUAUGCUAGCCUAUAGAAUAAGUGUACCCUAAGAUUGUGUGGGUGAGGAAAUGAGAUUUGGGCAUGGAAGAUUGGGUACUGACAUGAAUAUUCAGGAUAGUGCCAAGACUUUGUAAGAGGGCAAACCACCAUGUGGAGAUUAUUCUUUUAGAUUUUUAGUUCCCCUUUGUUUAGCUACCAGCUUAUCUUUUGCAGUAUAACUUAGUUACUCAACACUGACCCUGCUCUCCAUGAUCGGCAUUGACGAAACUGGACCGUUGGACUCUUCUAGCAUGUCAGAGGCGAGGCUGGUCCUGUGUCUCAUCACCAGGUCCACAAGAAGGGUAUGAAUAUACCAGUUUAAUUAGCUUUUGUGAGGAAUGUUACCACAGGUACUCUUAAACCUUAAUAUUUCUUUUUAAUUCUGUGGUCUGGAGCUUUGAUGACAUUUUCUUUCAAUAAAAAUCUCUGCUUUGUGCUCA
Molecule: messenger RNA, 5538 nt
Organism: Malaclemys terrapin pileata
Lineage: Eukaryota; Metazoa; Chordata; Testudines; Emydidae
Product: cholesterol 24-hydroxylase
Exons: 15
Coding region: 240-1748 (502 amino acids)
Biological process (GO): cholesterol catabolic process
Molecular function (GO): heme binding; iron ion binding; cholesterol 24-hydroxylase activity
Source: RefSeq, a predicted model, not a curated record